AUGACGUGGAGAAGCCCUCUGGCCCUUAUGAGGGAUGCUCUGCAAGGUCAGAGGGCAAGGGAGAGAGAGCUCCGCAACUUGGUGUCCAAUCUGCCGUACGAAGGGCUGGAGAAGGCAAAGCAACCCAAUCGCUUCUUCCCAUCCAACGCCAUCAAAACCACUAAAUAUUCUCUGCUGUUUUUCCUUCCCAUGAACCUUUAUGAACAGUUUCACCGCAUGGCAAACCUCUACUUUGUUGGCUUGGCCAUCCUGAACUUUAUUCCAGUGGUGAAUGCUUUCCAGCCAGAGGUGGGCCUGAUCCCCAUCUGUGUAAUAAUGUGUCUGACGGCCCUGAAGGAUGCCUGGGAGGACUUUAGGAGGUACCAGUCGGACAGGAAGAUCAACAGCUUGCCAUGUUUAAUCUACAGCAGGAGGGAGAAACGGUAUGUGGAGAGGCGUUGGAAGGAUGUACAGGUGGGGGAUUUUGUGAAGGUACUUUGCAAUGAGAUCAUCCCAGCAGACCUGCUCCUCCUCUAUUCAUCGGACCCUAACGGUGUUUGCCACAUAGAGACUGCCAACCUGGACGGGGAAACCAACCUGAAGCAAAGGACGGUUGUUUCAGGAAUUUGUCCAUUGAAUCCUGGAUUUGAGCCUGAGAGCUUCAAUGCUGUUGUGGUUUGUGAAAAACCCAACAUCAAUCUGAAUCAUUUCAAGUGCUUUGUAGAGAAGCCUGAUAAAGACAAGGUGGGCGCCAGCAUUGAGAGUUUGCUGCUGCGAGGCUGUACUAUGAGAAACACCAAUCAUGCAGUUGGCUUCGUGGUGUAUGCAGGUCAUGAGACCAAAUCCAUGCUCAACAACAAUGGGUCGAGAUACAAGCGAAGCAAACUGGAACGGAAGCUGAAUAUAGACGUCUUCUUCUGCCUCAUUCUCCUCUUGACUAUGUGCCUCAUUGGAGCAUUUGGUCACUAUUUAUGGUUGAAGUCACUACCUGACGUGCCCCCUUUCCUGGUUCCUGACAGCAACGGUCACCUGGAUGAUCCCAGUCUUACAAGUUUCUACAUGUUUUUCACAAUGAUCAUCCUCCUUCAGAUCCUGAUUCCCAUCUCUCUCUACGUGUCUAUUGAGCUGGUGAAAGUCGGACAGAUCUUCUUCAUUACUAACGACAUGGACCUGUACGAUGAGGAGACGGACAGCCGUGUGCAAUGUCGGGCUCUGAACAUCACGGAGGACCUUGGGCAGAUUGAAUACGUCUUCUCAGACAAGACAGGCACCCUUACUGAGAACAAGAUGGUGUUUCGCAGAUGCUCCAUCAUGGGCACUGAAUACUCACACAGGGAAAACGCCAUCCGUCUCGCUGUCCUCGAUGAGCCUGAAUCCGAGGAGGAGGUUAUCUUCAACCAGCAUCAACAACUCCCACGAACCAGGUGGUCAUUGGAAGCUGAGGGCAUCAGCUCCAUAGAUACACAUCGCCAUGGCAGCAGGCACAGGAGCAAGGUGGCGGCAAACGCGCAGAGCGACGUGGCCUUCAGUAGCCCACUGGAAACGGAGGUGAUUCCAGACCAGAAGCUGCUGGAGCAGAUUAGCAGGGCUGAGAGUGGCAGCGGCCGCAGAGACGGUAGCAGAGGGAUGGAUCCUCAUCUGGACUUCUUCCUGGCUCUCGCCAUUUGCAACACGGUGGUUGUUUCAUUGGCAACUGAUCACAGACAGAGGGUGUGUACGUCUGCUCCAUCUAGCCAGACGAACAACCCUUUGGAGGCCUUUUCCAACUUGGUGAAAAAAGCCGGGACUUUAUUUCAGCGUAAAUCCAACAGAAACCGCACUCUUUCAGAAAUUCCAGUUACAGACUCUUCAAAAACGGACAGCAGAGCAGAUUCCAACGGACUCCAAACACAUUCUCUUCAUCCUCAAAGCGCCGCCCUUACAGCAGCCUUAGAGGACCUGUGCUAUGAGGCAGAGAGCCCUGAUGAGGCCGCCUUGGUGUACGCAGCCAAAGCAUACGGCUUCAUCCUGAUGGCACGCACUCCUGGCAGUGUGACUGUUAGGCUCCCGUCUGGAGAGGAGCUGGUGUUUGAGGUCCUUGAAACCUUGACCUUUGACUCCAACAGGAAGAGGAUGUCUGUUUUGGUGAGAAACCCAAUCACCAAAGAGUAUGUGCUGUACACUAAAGGUGCAGACUACGCCAUAAUGGAGCUACUUGGAACACCUUAUGCAGAAAACAUCAGCAGCAUUCAGAAAAGUAUAGCAGCUGAUACUCAACAUCACCUUGACUGCUAUGCAAAGGAGGGCCUCCGCACACUCUGCAUCACAAAGAAAGUUGUGAGUGAAAACGAGUAUCAAAGAUGGUUGGGCGAGAGGAAAAGGGCUCGGGCUGCUAUAGAGAGCAGAGAGGAGCUCAUCAUGCAAACCUCUGUGCAGCUGGAGACAAACCUCACCCUGUUAGGAGCGACUGGCAUUGAAGACCGUCUGCAGGAGAACGUCCCAGACAGCAUUAUGGCGCUGCGGGAGGCAGGGAUCCACGUGUGGGUGCUGACAGGUGACAAGCCAGAGACGGCUGUCAACAUCGGCUAUGCCUGCAGGCUACUGGAGGAGGAAGACCUGGUGAUUAACAUGAGCUGCACAAACAAGCUUGCAUGUACAUCCAUCCUGGACUGCACUCUGGAGGAGGUCAGGAGGUACGGGGAGGACCCUCGAAAUGUGGACACAGCCCCCAACACUUCUCUGGUGAUCGAUGGAAACACUCUAGCCAUGGCUAUGUCCCCAGACCUGCAGGGGCGCUUUGUGGACCUGGCGAAACGCUGCCGCUCUGUUCUGUGCUGCCGCGUAACGCCCCUGCAGAAGAGUGGAGUGGUGAAACUGGUCAGGGAGAAACUCAAAGUCAUGACACUAGCUGUUGGCGAUGGUGCUAAUGAUGUCAACAUGAUCCAAGCAGCGGACGUUGGGAUUGGGAUAUCUGGUCAGGAAGGCAUGCAGGCGGUCAUGGCCAGCGACUUUGCUAUAUCACGCUUUAAGCACCUAAAAAAGCUGCUCCUCGUCCAUGGCCACUGGUGCUACACUCGGCUGGCAAACAUGAUCAUUUAUUUCUUUUAUAAGAACGUGGCCUACGUGAAUUUGCUCUUCUGGUAUCAAUUCUUCUGUGGGUUCAGCGCCACGGCCAUGAUCGACUACUGGCUGAUGAUCUUCUUCAACCUGUUCUUCACCUCCACCCCACCCAUCAUGUUUGGCAUCUUUGACAAGGAUGUUUCAGCAGAGGUGCUGCAGGGGGUCCCUGAAUUGUACAGGACCGGGCAAGGAAAAGGGGAUUACAACUAUCUAACCUUCUGGAUUUCCAUAUUGGAUGCUUUCUAUCAAAGUUUGGUUUGCUUCUUUAUUCCGUAUUGGGCUUACCAGGGUUCAGAUGUUGAUAUUUUCACAUUUGGAACGCCACUCAACACGACUGCUUUAUUUACCAUCCUACUGCAUCUUGCCAUAGAAAUCAAAUCUUGGACGGUGGUCCAUUGGAUUAUUAUGGUGGGCAGCGUAUUGCUGUACUUCGUGGUGACGCUGGCCUACAGUGCCCUCUGUGUUACCUGUAAUCCUCCGUCCAAUCCUUACUGGAUCCUCCAGAGCCAGAUGGCUGACCCCAUGUUCUACCUUAUCUGCACCCUCACCACCGUGGUGGCUCUGCUGCCCAGGUACACGUUUCAUGUGCUGAAGAACUCGGUCGCCCCCUCCCCGCUCCUGCAAGGCAGGCAGCUGGACCGGAUGGACGGCUCUACCAGGGACCAGUGGAUCAAGGAGUGGAGGGGAUUCAGGGGAGGAAUGUCGGUCAAGCGCUAUGAGCUCUCUGACCCACCCUCUCCCACCCUGGAGACCCCUGCAGACUACUUUCCAGAGUCCCUCACUGAUGCUGACUUGACGGGCGAUGAUCUUAGCCUCAACGUCAUCACAAGGAACCAUCAGAGGGAUGUGCCAACGUGAUGGGAGACUAGAAGCACUAUGAUGAUAAUUUAUUCAGGAAACUGUAAAUAUCUAAAGUGGAUCAUAUAUGACUCUCCAACUGGAGUUAAUUUUGCAAUAAACUGCUUUAUUAAAGCCUGCUUCCCUUUUCUCAGCAGUGGAACACAUAAGCCGGUUACAAUCCCAGUGGGUUUUCAGGAGGCGGUGUUAACCCAGUUAGUGGCCACCCACCCUUAGAAAGACGCACCUCUCUCCAACAU
Cyprinodon variegatus (sheepshead minnow) is the source of this 4175-nucleotide messenger RNA. It is a transcript of the gene atp10b, whose product is annotated as ATPase, class V, type 10B. Gene Ontology annotation, cellular component: plasma membrane. NCBI's taxonomy places the organism in Eukaryota, Metazoa, Chordata, Actinopteri, Cyprinodontiformes, Cyprinodontidae. Gene Ontology annotation, biological process: phospholipid translocation. Gene Ontology annotation, molecular function: ATP binding; magnesium ion binding; ATPase-coupled intramembrane lipid carrier activity. The record is from RefSeq and is a predicted model, not a curated record. The transcript has 21 exons. The coding region runs from base 1 to 3936 and encodes 1311 amino acids.